Molecule: messenger RNA, 4021 nt
Organism: Nezara viridula (southern green stink bug)
Lineage: Eukaryota; Metazoa; Arthropoda; Insecta; Hemiptera; Pentatomidae
Source: the annotation of a GenBank genome assembly
AUGUUUCAUCAGAAAACAAUAUAUCGAUAUAUUUUUCAAAACGAUCAUAACUUUAUCAUGAAUGUAACCUUCUUUCUUAUCACUACGACGGUUUGUUUGUAAACAGUGAACUUGUAAAUCCCUUAUUAAAGAUUUGGGAACAAGGAUUAGCCAACCUGCUUUUGAUGUUUAAAUUCGGCGUUUCUAAUUAGGAUGUAUAUUUUAAUUUUUUUUAUUCCUACAUGUGUUAUUUCUUAAAUGCGCUUAUCAACAUUAAAACAACUUAAUUGUGUUUCUCCGUGUUGGGUAGAGUUAUGGAAAAUGUUAUAUGUACAGUUGUUCAGGAGAAGACAGCAGAGGAAUUUAUUUCAGUUCUGAAUAAAUAUGGAGUGUGCAUUGAUUAUAGCAAUGAUUAUGAAAGAUCUAAAGCUAUUCAAGGAAUCUUUGUGGGUGUUAUCAACAAAGUAUACGAUGUGAUUUGGAAAGGAGAAGGAGGCCAUUCCGAGCAUGAUACUCUUUUUAUGUCUGUCAAGAGCUUAAUAUCCAGUAGGAGGGAAAGUCAACCUUUUCGAGUUGGCUUUGUUGGAAAGAUCGUUUCUCAACUUGUUGAAAUCAAUUUAAAGGAAGGUGAUGCGAUUGGCAUAUUAAAACCAAAAUUUUUUUAUGCAUUGGAUAUUCCUACAUUAUGUGCUGGACUUGAAAAUGUUGUAACAUGGAUAGCAAAAGAUUUGAAGAAUAGUGAAGUGAUUGAAGAUGUAGCCAAAUCAUCUGAUGAAAAUGAAUAUUUUCAAUCUCUCAAAAAACAGAACAAUGGCAGUGAUAAUAAGAGAAAAAGAAUACCUUUUCUUGAUGAAGAUUCUGAGACUCAUUCCAUUGGGAACAGCUCAACAUCUGGCACUCUAGGUCAUGAUAUACAAAUGUUUAGAAGUCGGCCCGUUGAGUUAAAAAAACCUCCUGAAGUUUCUAAAAAUAAUAAAUUAGUCCCGGACUCGACUACCAGAACACUUGUUCGUAAAUACCAGAAUAAUCGGUGUAUUGAAAAGGAGAACCCUCCUGAAAACAUACUUGCUGAAAACUUAGUUUCACAAAAUACAGCAAAUGUUGGUAGUGCUGUAGAUAUUUCUUGUAGGAAUGAAAUUCAAAGUAACCUGAUCUGUAAUUUGGAUUCAGCUGUCAAAUCUGUGCAUAAUGAUUUAUGUCGUUCUUGCCAUAAUGUUGGAAACAACACAUGUGGAAUGCAUUCUCACGCCACAUCUUAUAAGACAAAAUGUUGCAGCUCCAGAGUUAAUUUCUGUAAUUGCCAUACAAUACCCGCUAAUCAUUUUAAAGAAAAUUCUUGUUCUUGUAAUUGCAGAUCAUCAUGUGCUUGUUUCAACAAUCAGCAUUGCUCUUGCAUCAGAAAUAGUUGCUGUGGGCAUAAUGCCGUGCCUCAAUGCAUGCAUUGGAAUAGCUCUCAUUCAUGUCAUACGGAUAAUAGUUCAUGUAACAGGCAUGUUGACCAACACUGCAGACCGAUGAAUUCAUGUUGUAGGCCUUGUCAUUCUCAAAUAAAUCAAUGUUGUAGUCUACCCUGUCAAAAUGGGUGCGUAAAGUCAAAAUGUUUUCAUAAGCAAACUAAUUUGGAUAAAGCUUGUGCAUCAUGCUGCAAUAAGCCCAUAGCUGCUCCGAUUCAUUAUCAUAAUUCAUGUUGCUGCAACCGUGAGAAAAUAAAGACUUCUGCAAAUAUAAGAACCUCAAAUUGCUGCGCUUCUAGAAACGAAUCAAAUUCAAAACAUCCUAAACCAGAUGAUUCUAAUGAAGAAAUGAGUAUAGAACUUAGUGAAGAUUCCCAUAAAAUAAGUAGAACUAAAGAAUGGAUACACAAUUUGGUGAAAGAUCCACCACAUCUUUUACCAGACAUUGAGCAUUCAGAAAAUUUGGGUACUUCUACCCAAAAUCCAUCAUUGGAAUCAAGGGAAAGUAUUUUGGAGGCUGGUGGAAUUAGUAGUAAACAGGGACAGAGUCAUUUGGUAUCUUCUAACCCUAUUGAUUGUGUUACCAAACAAGUACCGCUGAAACAUGUCGUUAAGAAAAAAAAACUUUUUUGUCCACUUGACAUGUCUUCUGUAAUAUCAGCAAAAUCAGUUUAUUGUAAUUCAACUAUUAUAGAAGAAAGUACUCCUUUUGAUUCUGAUAAUCACACUGGUACUCCUCAAGACACUGGUUUGUCAUCUGAUAAAAAUCAGGAUAAAAAUAUUACCAAGAAUAUAAAUUUAUCUCAAUCCAACAAUAUUGGUUUAGAUGUCAUUCUUACUGAUCCUUCAUCAGUUAACGAAGCAAAUAAUAGUAAAGAAUGUGUUGGAGAGAAAUUAUACCCCGAAACAAAUACACAAGAAUCACUAAUUACGAAUCAACUUCAAAACAAAGAGACAUAUGGAGAAAACAGAAACUCAUCUGAAGAACAGUUUCCAGAACUACGGAUUGAGACACCUAUAAUUUCUCAAACAUAUGUUGAAUCGCAAAUUGAGGGAAAUAGAAAGGAUAUAUCAAACAAAAUUAAUCAAAAUGAAUCAGACAUGGCUGACCAUGAUGGAGUUUCUUGUUUAAAAGAUAAUGUUAACUUUAAUCAGCAAUCUAAGGAACCAGCUGAUAGAGAAGAAGUUAAUUCCCACAUUGGCGAGAGUAAUAAAGAAAGUUCAUUUAAAAAAGUAUCUAAUUUACAUGAAAUAGAAUGCGAUGGUAGAAAUGAUACAAGUAAAACUGAAAAUUUUAAAGUGUCUGAUUUACAUGAAAUUGAUUGUGAUGGUAAAAGUGGUACAAGUAAAAAUGAAAAUUUUAAAUCUAUUGAAAACAAUGAAGUUAUUAUAGUUAUAAAUAAUAAGAAUAAAGAUAAUUCCUCUACGAAGAGCCUCGCUCUUCAAGAUCAUUCAAAAUCCAAAGACUUAAGUAAAAGUAAAGAAAUUGACUCAAGAAUGGAUUUUACUCUUGUUUGUGAUAAGACGAUCAAUAAAGAAGGAAUGAAGAGAUCAAAAGAAAGUUCAGACGACACAAUGGAAUUGACAUGUGAAUCAGUCCUAGUGAAAAGAAAAAAGAAAGAAAAGUUUAGAAAAACAAGAAGUGUUGGGUCGUUGAGCUCAGGAAGAAAUUUUAAUAAUGCAUCUGUUUGCAGUACUGACUCAUUUUAUGAUGCUCGUUCUGACGGUAUCCUUUCUCUAAGGUCUAAUAAGUGGUGUUUAAAGCCAAUUAAGGAAGUCUGUGAAAAACCCAAUUUUCAACUCAAUUGGAAGGAAAUGGAGGGAUUGUCAUUCCAGAGUGGUUUCUCUUACGAUCUAAAUUUAUUUUCAACAUUCAUUGUCAAAGGAGCUAUUAUCAACAUAUUACCGAGUUUGUCAGAAGAGAACUUUGGUAAUUUGGUGGAAGGGUUUUGUAAUGAAGGAUGUAGAACAAAAUACAAGUAUGAAGACUUCAAAGAGAUGGAACCUUUAAGUGUCUUAUGUACUUUCUGUAGAUAUAAUUAUCAUUUAGCCUGUCCUGGAUGUUCCAAAUCAGGAUCAGAACGUCCUCUUUGCCUGUAUUACAAUUUUGAAAUUCAUCUAUUUGAUGGGGAAAAUGUAUUAAGGGUAGAAAUUGAUCAUAAGAGUGGAGUUGAUUUUCUAGGUUGUACUCCACAUCAUUAUUUAAAAUCUGGCACUAUGUAUAAGAAAAUUAAUAAAAUAAUUUUUUCUAUCACGCAAGAUAAGUGGGUAACUCCUGUUAUAUUAAACGCUAAGAUAGAAGUAAAGCCGAAAUCAGGCGCAUCAAUUCUGACACUUGAAGGCACCUCUUUAAGGAAAGACCUUACGUUCAAAGGAAAACAUUAUAAAUUAUAAAUAAAGCAAUGAGCUGUCCAUUUAGAAGUAAUUACAGUACUUAACCCUGGUUAUACAGUUCUAUGAUGAAUUAAUUUAACGAUUCAAAAAAAUACUUAUAAGUUUUUUUUUUUCAUAUUGAUUCGGAAGGUUUUCUAACAACACCUUCACACACACUCAUUCUGUGUAAUUGGGCUUGUUGACUUUGAUAUGGA